AUGCCCUCUCCGCGGGGCUGUGCAUGGGUUCUCGGCAUGGACUCGGCAACACAGAAUCCCUGGUUUCCUAUCCCGCUGAUGAGGAAGGUCUGGCAGUCGAUCCUUCGUGAUAAAGUGGCAGAUGUCAUAUAUCUCGAAAUGCUCCACGCCACGGCGGAGGGCGCAACUACGUGGACAACGGAAGAUAUUCCGGCGCCACCGUCCGUUGUACUGUCUACCAACAUCUUCGCCAGUAACGCAUUCAAAACCACACGGACGGAUAACCCUAACGUUCUGCAAGGCCAGGACGCCGUAGGCGCUCGAUUGGAGGAAGGGCACGGGCACGCUGGACUGAAGCGCUCCCAGCUCUCGCAACAGCAACGAGCCGGGGUAAUCGUCGCGGAUCUCGUCCCCGUCGAGAAGCUUUUCGAGCCUAUCUUCGAGUCUAAUUCACUUGUGGUACCGGUUAUGCUCCUUUAG
This is a messenger RNA of Colletotrichum destructivum, 459 nucleotides long. RefSeq lists its product as uncharacterized. The transcript has 2 exons. Bases 1 to 459 code for a protein of 152 amino acids. The record is from RefSeq and is a predicted model, not a curated record. Lineage: Eukaryota; Fungi; Ascomycota; Sordariomycetes; Glomerellales; Glomerellaceae.